UUGUUUCCUUUUCAUUUAGCCUACCUCAACAUAACGUGAGUUAGUAGGGUUCAAGUCUGAUAAGGAGAGAGGAUACCACUUUCUAAAGAGUUGUGAGAUUCUCAACGCGAAUAACUUUUACUUAAUUAAAAUCAAUCAUGCACAGUAUUGAGCAACUUCUACAGGCAGCAGAAUUUAUUGAAAGAAGAGAUAGAGAAGCCGAGCAUGGCUAUGCUUCAACGCUACCUAUGCCAGAUGAAUUUAGUUACAAUCCUUCAAAAAGGAGAUCGAAAUCCAAAAAGACACAGGGCAACAGAUCUACACAUAACGAAUUGGAAAAAAACAGGAGAGCUCACCUAAGACAUUGCUUGGAGAGGUUAAAGGACCUUGUGCCACUUGGUGUGGAUUCUUCUCGCCACACCACACUAGGUCUCUUAACAAAAGCUAGGUCUUUCAUAAAGAAUUUAGAAGAAAAAGAGAGGAAGGCGUUGCUUAUGAGAGAUCAGUUAGAACGAGAAAAUCGACUUCUUCGUAGAAGAUUAGAUCAUUUGCAUCAAGUAAAUAACCACAGCUUAUAUCGUGUUCGCCAGGAGCGAAGCAUAAGUGAAUGUAGUACAUCAACUAAUUCAUCGUCAUCAUCCUUGUCAUCUACCUCGUCUAUAAAAUCUGAAGAGUCUGAUGAGAUUGACAUUAUCGGCGGCUUCCAAAGCGACAGUGACGAUCGCUGCAGCGUGGAGAGUCUGGGUAGCGAUGGCAGCGGGGACUGCCGUCGCUAUAGUAACAACUUUUCUGAUGACUCUGGUGUGUCCAGCGGCCUGUCAACAAAUCUUUGAUCUUGACCUAUUCAACUUUGACCUAUUCAACUGGCUGAGUUUGCUUGCAGCAGCUGCCAGCGCAGGAUGUAUGUGUUGUUUACAGUUUUCUCUCUUUGUUGCUAUUUUCAUGAUAGUGACUCCAUGUUUUCGGGCCUUGAUGCUGAGGCUGGAUUGGAUUACUUUCACUGUUGUGUAGGAUUAAUAUCUCCUUUGAUUGCUCAUCCACUUGUACUGAGAACGGGCCCACAAUGUGCUGCUAUUUGGAAUAAUUAUGGGUAGUUAAUAGUGAAGCUGAAUUGAAUACUACCUUAACUAUGUUUACUUUUUAUGUUUGUUAUGUAUCUUAUAGUAAUAAUCUACACUUGUUCAAUUUUUAAGGAAAUAUUUUUGUAAAAUGUCCUCGGAGUGAAUGUUAUUGUGAAUAAGAAUGUUAUUGAACCUAUUAGAAAUGGCAUAAGGAAGGUUCCAGUGAAGAUCCCACUGGAAGCGAGCCACUCAUUGAGAUUCCAGUGUAGUUAUUUUGGAUAUGCUUUAACUAGAAAUUUUCUGACUUGGAGCUUAUCAUCAGUCUGGCAAAGCAUAAUGGAUCUUGUUAAAAUAGUGUAAUGGGUCUUGUUAAAAUAGUAAAUAUACACAAACUGGGUACCUCUUAAUUACUGAUUUCCACAGUAGUGAUAGAAUUCAGAGCCUAGUUGUAAGCUCAUAAUAAGGCUACAAUAUUCAUAGUAAUGAUAUUCCCAAGUUAGAAUAUACACAUUUGUAUAUCAGCAAAAAUCUUAAAUGACAGUGGUGUAUUUUAAAAAAGAUAUUUCAACAAGCUGUGAUUUUCAUUUUUUUCAAUUGGCUGCGAGUUCCCCCACCUCCCAUCAUUCAGCGUUGCAGUUAGUUAAACGCAGCAAUGACGUAGGCAGCAAAAGGUGGCGUGAACACGUUAGGCCUCUAGGAUAAGUGUGGUGCUGAGAUUCAUACAUCGCAACUUUCUGCAGCAGUAAAAAAAAAUUUCUUUAUUGGGUUGAAUGAAGCCACUGAUGAAAAAUUGAGUCACUUAGUUUUUCUUUGCUACUUACUGGAUUAUUACAGCCGGAGUCCAACAAGGCAAGAUUUCAUCUGCGGUAUAACUGUAUGUUGGGGUAUGAAUGGCAUGUCCUGUUACAACACCUCAUGUAUGACUUAAUGUAUGCUGCGGUAUGAAUGGCAUGAUGGUGAAAACUUUAAAAUUUCUCAUUCCAUUGUAUGACCAGAGCUUCACACUGUAUAUUGGAUUACGUCCCUUUCAAAAUUUAAAAAAACAAAAUGGCUAACUGUUUGAAUAGACCAAAGCAUUUGCAGGCUUCACUUUGGUGUUAGGCUGUAGCAGGCUUCACUUUGGUGUUAGGCUGUAUUGCACAGGGAACUUGUUCACUUUUUAAAAUUUGUAUUUAAUUUAUUUACAUUUUGUUUAUAAUUAAUGUUAUAAUGGAAAUGUUUGAAUAGGUUUGGUGUCCUGUCUAUAAUAUCCAAGGACAGAUAACUUUAUGGUUUAGUAUUAACAUCUAGAGCUGGCUUAAAACGAGCCAAUGUAACAGUUGUAUUAUUCUUGUAUCAGGAAGCAAUACUUAGCUCGUCUUUUACAAUCAAGGUUUUAAUGUGUCUGUGUUAGUGAUUAUAUAUAGCAGAAAUCAAUGUUUACAGUCCAUGUAUUUUUUUUUAUUUUGAUUUUACAGGUUUUAAAUAUUGCAACAAUGUAAUGAUCAAUUUUUGAGAGGGUGGAAGAAACUGUGGUGUUUAUAUUACAAAUAUCUGUGAUACAUACUAGUUUGGGGAGCUUAGGCUACUUCCAUGCUGCAUUCUGAUUGGCUAGGUAUUCAGUCCUGAUGGCUAGGGAUAAGAUUCUGGUUAAUAUUAAUUAAUGAGAUGGGGUUAGGAUAUACAUAAUUGAUGAACUACUGCAGUGUGCCUUGUCAAUAGCCUAUGGCUUUCUCAUGCGUUUGAUUUGAUUUUAGAAGCUCUAACCUUGAAUUCUGUUAUCCAUGUCUUUCUUCAUGUCUUACCUCUGAACUGAGCAUACUUUGGCAUGACUGGAAGGAAAAUAGUUACAAACAGUUGGACGUGGUCUACUGCAAUAAUACGAUAUUGUUUUCAUUUGUCAGUGGAUGAGGCAUCAGGUGCUCUAAAGGGCAAGGUCACUUUGAUAUUAUGUGUAUUCAGUUUUUUUUAAUGGUAAUCAUGCUUUACAAAUAUCAGGAUUAAGAAAAAAGAAAAAGGGCAGGUUUUUAAAAGUUGAGGUCCUUUUGAAUAGAAAUUUGUCUAAAAUUAAUUAUUUAGAGGUAAAAAAAAAAAAAGUUUAAAUUACAUCCCAAUGAUUAAAAAUAUCAGCAUUAAAAAACUAGACAUUGAGUAUUAAUAUGGCGCUAGAAUAAACUAAACUGUCUGAAUGGAUAUUAUUCUAAUAGAAUUUUUUUUUAUUAAUACUGCAUUGAGCUGCAAUCUUUAAAAUAUAUUUUCUUUCAAAUAAUGCUGUUUUGUUUCUGUUAAAAGUCAUGAAAAAUCCAAUGCAGUGUUUAAAAUUUAGAAAUGAGUUUAGUCACAACAUAACCAGUUAAUUUUGUUAUUAUUGUACUUAAAGUUUUAUGUUAAAAGAAGACAAAACGUUGGUCUUUCUUCAUUUUGUUUUUGUCAAAGAAUAAAAUAUCUGAAAUUUUUUUUAAUGAUGCUUAUGGUGGGUUGAAAAAGAAUGGCUGAAACUAUUUUGUAAAUUUCAAAUGCCAAUUUAACAUUUUUAUCAAUAUUAUCUGCACUCAAGUAAGCAAUGAAAUUAUUAAAUAUGAAAUAAUUGAACAAAAAUUUGUGGCUGUAACCUUCCAACUAGGUACAAUCGCUACCAAGAUCUGAUGUGUAAUACAUCUUUUAAUGUCUUGUUGUCUAGUAUGCAAAUUUGGCUGUGCUCGAUAGACUAUUUAAUUUUUUUCUAAUUUGCUAAAGUAUUAGUUUUUUUUUUUACCCAUGACAUGCAAUUAAUAAAAUGAAUAAAUUUCUCAUCUGCCAUAUGUCCCAUGCAUUCAGGUUUGUCCUAGUAUUAAAAGUUUGUUUAAGGUUUACUUUACUGUCUGCAAACUUAAAGUGUUAGCUAUAGAGUACAUUUUUAGAUGUACUGCAUAUGCACUGUACAGGUGAAGUACUUGGUCAUCUGAAUAUUGGCUCCCACUGUCUUCACUAGCCUCCCCUGAAUUUACAGUUCUAAUUUGUUUGUCAGUGUCAUAGAAUGGUUUUAGGUGAAGUAAAAGUGUCAGAUUCUUUUGGUUAAGGCUUAGGAUGGCAUAGGUGAAGUAAAAGUGUCAGAUUCUUUUGGUUAAGGCUUAGGAUGGCAUAGGUGAAGUAAAAGUGUCAGAUUCUUUUGGUUAAGGCUUAGAAUGGCAUAGGUGAAGUAAAAGCCAGUCCAAAUUUGGUUCCUAUUGAUCUCAUCUCUGUACAUAUUUUUUUUUCCUUUAAAACAAAUUUUUUCCCCAAUGAUCAAAAUGUAACAGUGUAAAAACAAAGUCCUGGAUGCUCCAAGUUUAAGUUUUUAGCUAGCUUUAAACAUGCCUUCCAUCUAACCCGUUUGAAUUAAAAGUUAGAAUUGUUGAUUAAAGAAUUGUACGGGUGUAUUUUUGUCAGAUUUCCUUCUAGGGGUUUGUAAAAACAAGUCCACCAUCUGCGGUUAACAAGUUGUUUUGUGUGUGAGCAAUCUGUUGCAGUCUUACCAUUAAACAUUUUGUUAUUUUCAUAAAUACUGAAUAUGCUAAUUUUUUUUUCAUUGAUUAAAAUGGCUAAAUUGUAGCAUUAAAUGAAAUGUGGGCUUAUGUUGCAGUUUAGACAUUGAUAUUCAUGUCUUUUAUGCACUGGAGAUUUGAAUUUUGCUUUUAAAUGUGGUUCGUUCACUCGUCAUGCACUAAAUAUUUUUAUCAUUUAUUUUUAUUUAUUCUCAUAUCAUGUUUGUUACACAUAGCCACCCCAUCAGUGCAGAUUCUGGUCAGCUGGUUAGGGUGGUGUUUUUAUUCUCAUUAACUUGGCAGUGUGUCUGUCUGUGUAGUGGAUCUGUGCCUGCCUGACUCUGUGAAUGUCUUUUGAUUCUUGCUAUGUAAUGUACGUGAAGAAAUAGAUUUUAAUUAUUACAAUUGUGUAAAUAUCUAUAAUACAUUUUAUCAGUCCUGAACAUUUGUCAAAUAAAUGAUUUUGGGACUCAGC
Molecule: messenger RNA, 4997 nt
Organism: Physella acuta
Lineage: Eukaryota; Metazoa; Mollusca; Gastropoda; Physidae
Product: max dimerization protein 4
Biological process (GO): regulation of transcription by RNA polymerase II
Molecular function (GO): protein dimerization activity; RNA polymerase II cis-regulatory region sequence-specific DNA binding; DNA-binding transcription factor activity, RNA polymerase II-specific
Source: RefSeq, a predicted model, not a curated record